UAAAGCGUCGCUAAUUCGUGCUCGUUGAUUCUAGGCUCCAUCAUUGAGUACAAUGUCAUAUAUUGGGAUUCGUACUACCUUGAUUGCCAGUACAUCUCAGGAGCAGCAUUCACUAGUUCGCCCGCAGUUAUUACUGGCUUGGUGCCCGGGAAAAGCUAUUUGAUUGCACCUGUUACCUGGAAUGAGAAUGGCCAAGGACUGCCAACCUUCGCCAAUAACGCUGUGCCAGGUGCCGGAACACCUUCUGUUCCAACAGACCUUGUGGUCGUUUCCAACGACCCUACCACUAUUCACGCUACUUGGACUGGGUCAGAUUCUGCUGGAGGCUAUCACCUCUGGUCUCGAAGUGUCGACACGGCAAAUGCGCCAUGGAAGCUGGCUGGUAAUAUCACUCAUGGAACUUGUGCAGACUCGAAUUGGCUUUUUCCUGGCACGUGGCACUAUGAGUGGAGUGUCACUGCAUUUAAUGGGAACGAGGAGUCUGCACAAGCACCAGCAGUGCUCGCCCCAUCUCCAGCCAGCACAGUCACUGAAGGGAGUCCUGGACCCACUUGCCCUCCUGCCCCAUCUUGGUGUCCUGCUGGAGCCGGUGCCUCGGUUCCUACUGAAAGCGGAGGCACACUUCCUACUACCGGGCUUCCAACUCAAGUUACCUCACUUGAGACGAUCACAACGGAUGGCGUGACGAUCACCCUUACGCCUUUACCUACUGCUACUGUAGAGACUCUAACGGAACCUGACGGCUCCACAAUUACAUUGACUCUACCCUCAGGUUCGCCGGUGAUUACUGGUCUUGAAACCAUCACCACAGAUGGCUCUACCCUUACGGUAGGACCAGCUGGCAGCUUCACCGAAACGCUGACAGAACCUGAUGGAUCCACCAUUGUCUUGACUUUCCCUUCAGGCUCGCCAGUGAU
Molecule: messenger RNA, 917 nt
Organism: Mollisia scopiformis
Lineage: Eukaryota; Fungi; Ascomycota; Leotiomycetes; Helotiales; Mollisiaceae
Exons: 2
Coding region: 182-685 (167 amino acids)
Source: RefSeq, a predicted model, not a curated record